This is a messenger RNA of Vicia villosa (hairy vetch), 675 nucleotides long. RefSeq names its product glycogen synthase kinase-3 homolog MsK-1-like. Gene Ontology annotation, cellular component: cytoplasm. Gene Ontology annotation, molecular function: protein serine/threonine kinase activity. The transcript is spliced from 6 exons. Gene Ontology annotation, biological process: signal transduction. The coding region runs from base 207 to 542 and encodes 111 amino acids. The record is from RefSeq and is a predicted model, not a curated record. NCBI's taxonomy places the organism in Eukaryota, Viridiplantae, Streptophyta, Magnoliopsida, Fabales, Fabaceae.
AUACAACAAAAAACCCUACAUACUUCAACUCAACCUUAUCAUUACAAAUGAAACAUUUGGAGUUGACAAAGCUAUUACUCAUUCCACCACGACCAGUCUUCUUCACAACGAUCUGAACUCUUGCAAUCGCUAUUACUCAUUCCCUCUUUCAAUUUAGGUAGUUGAUUGGUAUUUGAGUGGUUACAACCGAAAGGGUUUCAGUGGAGAUGGCGUCGGUUGGCGUGGCACCAACUUCGGGUUUUAGAGAAGCCAGUGGUAAUGGUGAAAUUGGUGUUGAUAUAUUGCAAGAGGAAAUGAAUGAUAUGAAAAUUAGGGAUGAUAGGGAAAUGGAAGCUACCGCUGUUGACAGCGGCAAUGGAACCGAGACUGGACAUAUCAUUGUGACUACUAUUGGUGGUAAAAAUGGUCAGCCAAAGCAGACUAUAAGCUAUAUGGCAGAGCGUGUUGUAGGACAUGUAUCAUUUGGAGUUGUCUUCCAGGAUAAGUGCUUGGAAACUGGUGAAACUGUGGCUAUUAAAAAGGUUCUUCAAGACAAGAGGUGAUUCCGGGUGAGUGUGGUUUCAUUGCUCAACUCAACGAGGGUCGUCACCUCAAGAAGAGACCAACCGAGUUCAGAGUCGAUAAGGUUCUUCAGCCUUUUGACGGAAACAAGUUCAACUUCACUAAAGUUGGACA